Messenger RNA from Drosophila ficusphila, 7658 nucleotides. RefSeq names its product serine proteinase stubble (gene Sb). Gene Ontology annotation, biological process: proteolysis. The transcript is spliced from 10 exons. Gene Ontology annotation, molecular function: serine-type endopeptidase activity. The record is from RefSeq and is a predicted model, not a curated record. Bases 4392 to 6827 code for a protein of 811 amino acids. Lineage: Eukaryota; Metazoa; Arthropoda; Insecta; Diptera; Drosophilidae.
CUUUUCACAGCGCUCGAGUGCGGUUCAGAUCGGUUUCCGAUUCGGAUUCGGUUUCGAUUUCGAUUUCGCUAGUUGCCGUUUGCUGUUCGCCGUUUGAUAUUUGCUAUUUGCCGAUUGCCGUUCGCCUUUCGGUUCGCCAACUUGCAGCUUCAUUCUUGAAGAAAACGAAUUAAAAACCAGAAGAAAUACACAAAAAGGUGCCUAAUUUUGUUACACACUUAAACAUUCAGCCCAGCGGCUAGAAACCCACAAACAAAAAAAUAAAAAAAAAUCAAACCAAGAAACAAAAAAAAAAAAAAGAAGUAACCGAAACCGACAAGACAUUUCAAUCAAUCAAAAAGACGCAAAACCUAAUCGAAAUUGUUAAUCGAAAAUUACACAAAAUGGUAGAAAAAUAAAAAACAGUUAAGACAUAAAGCCAGAAGACCGAGAGUCCCGUCGAAAAGUGAGAGUUUUCCACGUUCGUGCCCAUGUUCGAAGUAAUUUUUGCCGUAGUUUCUUCAUCUUGUGCUCCCUCUUCUCGAUGGUUAAACAAACUUGCGACUCAAUCACGACUAAUUGCGCAUGCGAGGCCGCUUUGUGCGUAUUUAAAGCGCCGCCUCGACAUCGCCGCAUAUACAUAUAUUACAAAACCGGAGCUCCGGAGUCUGCUUAAUAUGCGUGUCACGUUGCCGGCCAUCAAGUUCAAAUUGCAUUCGCUGUCAACGCAUUGCUGCAGCAGCAACAGCAGCAACAGCAGCAGCAACUUCUGCUUGCAGCACGCGUUGAGAUUUUGAAAUUAACACCCCGAGGGGUGCCACAAACUGGAGCACUUGGCUGCUAAUUAAGAAAUAAAGCCUUAUCGGCCGCAGCAAAUGCUGACAGCAGGAUAACAGCUAGACAGGAUAAUGACCUCUCCGCCAGUCGGCCAGUCGAUAACUUUUGGCAGGCGACAUGAGCACUAAUUAGUCGCAGUCCCGGCUAAAUGCAAACAGCCAUCGCCGCUCAACUUGGCACUUGUUGGCCAACACAAAAAAAAAAAAAAUCACGAAGCGAGAACAACGAAAAACGCUUCGCCUUCAGUUUCAGUUUUAGCUGCAGCUUCAGCUUCAGCUUCAGCUUCGACUUCAGCUAGCUGCAAAUGCAAAGUGAGUUAAUGCCGCGGCAGCCAGUUUUUCCUGCUCCCGACACUGUCAAAUGCCAACUCGCGGGCUGGGCGACUUGCUCGCGAGGCAUUUAACUGCCAAGCUAAUGCACUCACUCACAGAUACUCACCACUACACGGGCAGUUGGCCGGACAGGCAUCUAAUACAAGUGCAGUUAAUUAAUUUCUUUGUUGUUCUCUACGGUAAAUCAUGCCGUGUGUGUUGGCUCUUUGCCUCUUCGCCAGAAUUUUCGCACAGAGAGCACGAGGGGCACAUGGGAAAAACUGUGGAUAUUUUCAAUAAACUCCGUGAUUUUCAUUUCGAUUGGUUGUUAAAUUACAAAAAGAAAUACGUGUUUAGGUGUUUUUAAAUUUUUAGCCGUCAUAAAAUUUAAAAACAAUCCAAGUUAUACAACUGUUAAAAAGUUUUCGAACUAAAAACAAAGAGUGUACUUUGGAAAAAUUCUAAACUCCAUCGAGUAUUUUAAAUUUUGAAUAUAAAUAACGAACGAAUUUCCAAAUAAAGUUCCUUGAUUUCUUCCUUUAACAUGGAUUUAAACUAGAGAAAAAUUCACAAUGUUUAUCUUUUAACCUAUAUCUUAAACCGCUCUGGGUCUUUAUUUUGCCAUAUAAUAUCCACAACGAUCCCAUUUCUUGCUGUGCAGCGAAUGCAGAAGAACUCAGAUCAGAACUCUGCCCACUUCCCACUGUUUUUUAUUGAAGGCUUUUCCACCACCGAAGCUGGUGCCGUGAAUUUUCCACCAGGGACUCCGCUCCAAAGUCUUUGACUUUGUCUUUUGUUGCAGCUACUUGAACUGCAUUUGCAUAUAAAUUAGUUUUGAUAGCGCUCCAUGGAGUCCCCAGCAGAAGCAGCAGCAGCAGCUUCAGCUUGCAACAGCAGGCAACAGUUUGAUGUUUGUUCUGCGAAUGCGUUGCGAAAAAUCAACUUGUGGCUGCAACCGCCUAACGGGAUUCAUUAAGUGAAGUACAACACGGCAGAGGCAGUGGAAAGGUGCAAGGGGACGGGGAGAUGGGGAGGGGUAAAAAUCAAGCGAUAAGUCGGCAAUAAAAAUUGGCAGCACUUUGGCACAAUUAAGGCAAGGGGCUGGCAACAAAAGAUCUGGACAUGGCCAAGAGCUAACUGGCCAGCGGCCUGGGGAUCUGCACCAGUUAAUUGUUGGCCGUUGACAACUUCCACUCGUCGUAGUCGUCGUCGUCGUGCCACAAGGAAGCAUACCAUUAAGCGGCAAAGAAGUGCAAAUUCACAUUUAAUGAGCCACCAGUCAGUGGGGGAAAAGGGGGAAAAGGGGCAGGAAGCUGCGGUCUGAGCCAGCUGAAAGUGAUUCUUGUGGUAUCGGGCAGUUGAGGAAUCUUGGCGGUUGCAAGUGCAAUUGCCAAAGAGAAAAGAUAAACAAGGGAAACGAGUGGUAAACUGCAAAUUAUUGCUAUGAAGAAAAUUAAUAAUAUGAAAAUUAUUUACUUUUUGCCCAUGUCUUUUUACAGUUUCUUGAAUACUUUUUUGCCCCUAAGUGGUCUAUCAUUAAGAUAAAUAAACACACAAUAAUUAUGCAGUUUAUUAGAAUAAAGCACCACGGAUUUGUUUUGAUUACCGUUUUAAAUCGUUAAAUUAAUGGUUAGAGCACUUUGAUGUGCGAUUACUUAAACUUUUCCAAGCAUGUUAAGCAACUAUUAGUUGUCUGUUUUGUCUUCAAUAGACAAAACAAAAUUUGUGCAAAUUAAGGAGUAGAGUUAAAACCACCUUGCUUAUAAACUUCAUGUUCUAUCGCAUCUAAAUUUAACUUCAACCUAAUGGAUCAUUAAGUUUUUUUCUGUUGAACUCACCAUUUUACUGCUCUUUGUAAGCCCCAGACAUUUUUCCAAAUGGUUCGAUUCUUUUAUGUGGCUUUUAUUCAGACUAAUUUCCUCGAGGCAGAGAGAAAACCCAAUUUGUUAGCCCAAUUACUGGUGUGAUAAUGUUCCUCUCACCCAGUUAAGCAUCUUUGAAUUUAAAGACCAUCAGCUGGGAGGGGACCCCCUUGGUUGUCACUUUCGAAUCAGAGAUCUGAAAUUAUAAACACGAAACAUUAAUUCGUUAAAUCGUCGUCGCUUUCAACUGUCACUUUUGAGUGGUCCGCGAAUGUAAAAUGCAAUUUCCAUAACGCCUCAUAACUCAAGAUAGCCGUCAAUUUGGGACUUUGGCUAACUGGCUAACUGGCAAGUGGGCAACUGGGCAAGUUGGCAAGCAAGUGGUCCACCAGUUCGGUGGAGCAGACUCCCCGCAAUCAACUGAUCGGCCAACUGAUAUGCAUCAAUUUUUGGCAAUUCCGUUCGGCUACCAGCGGAUCGAAUGCAAAUAGGGUCCGCCGAGCGGAGCGGAGCGUGUUUGGCCUAAUCACAUGGCUGUCGAGGGCUUUUUGCAUAAAUUUUCGACUGGCCAAGAGCGGCGCCGAAAAUCGAUGCUAGGCUAUGUGAUUUCUAAUUCGAUCGUUGGCCCAUUUCUAUUAACAGCUCUACUUCUGUUUUUUUUUCUGUGUUUUGCAGCCCACAAACGCCCACGUCGAAAAGGUGGUGAGAAAAUAAAAAGAAAUCAACCGAAACAAAAGUGAAAAACAAUAAAGGCCAAGGAAAAUCACGGUGCAAUAAAAGCUUAACUCAAUCACAGGCGAAAUAAAUAUUUUCAGUUCGAGCCGCAGCAAUAAAGAAAACAAAUAAAAACCCAGAGAGGUCUCAGCAACUAUUAAUUAAGCGUGUGGCCCGUGAUUGUUGUUGGAGCCACAACGAAAAAAAAUCAACUUGUUCACAUAUAUUUACAAAAGCCUUUUAUGGCUUCGCAGUGAAAUGCAAAUCAAUUAAACACAUUAGUGUUAAAACAAAAGGAGAUACAAACAUCGGAAAACUUAAAGAAAUUUUUGUUACAAUUUGGCUUGCCAUUAACCGAGGAUUUUAAUGUGUUUUAUUGACCAUGAAAAUGAUGGAAAGUCCGCGGCUCUAAAAAAAAGUAAAAUAAUGACCAAGAAUUCCCCAACUUGUGCGUGCAAAUAUUCGAAAUAACAGCAAGGAGAGAUUAAUCUUGAAAGAAAUACCGCCAAGUGACCAAAAUGGCAAAGUGUGCAAAUCAAAUUUAAUAAUCCAUCAAAAGUUGGCCGUUCUAUAUAAGAUAAUUAAACAUUUAACAGACUCUCAAGGCAAGGCGAACUCUUUACGAUCGCAGCCAGAUAGCCCAACCGAAACUGAACUGAAAGUCUAACAUGCGCCCGGCACGUUACCGAUGAAGCAAGCGACUUUAAUCAGACCCAGACUCAGACACAGAAGAAGCACAGCAGCGGCAGCCACCAAGAUGUGUCCCAAACGGCAUUGGCUAGUCAACCGAGGAUCAGGAGGAUCGGCAAGAUCGGAGAGAUCGGAAAGAUCGGAGAGAUCGGCAAGAUCGGAAAGAUCGGAAAGAUCGGCAAGAUCGGGAGGAGCUGCUGCAGCGAGGAGCAGGCGCAGUCUAGACCAAAUAGUAGAAGUAUUAGUAGCCUUAGUCUUAGUCAAUUGCCUGGCAACGGCGGCAGCGGCGCUGAUCACACCGCCCGACAGUUUCGAAGCGCUUUCCCUGGGCUCCGCGUCGGCGCCCUCCUUCUCCUCCUCCGAUGAAGAGGAGGACUUGGCCGGCGGCUUCUAUCGCAGCCCACACCGCCUGGAGGGCUAUCCGCAGAUGCAGCAGCUGCAGCGCGGCCAGAACUUCAAGAUCAGCCCCAAGCCGUGCUCCUUCGGGCGCGUCGAGGGCACCUGCAUGUUCGUGUGGGAGUGCAUCAAGUCCGAGGGCAGGCACGUGGGCAUGUGCGUCGACUCCUUCAUGUUCGGCUCCUGCUGCACGCACAACUACACCGACAACAUCGUCCUGCCGCAGACCGCCUUCUCCUACACGAGGCCCACCAAGCCGCUCACGCUCCGCCCGCGACCGCCGCCGCCCUACAAGCCGAUGAUCAGCGGCAUGACCACCAUCGAGCGUCCUCAUGGCGCUGGCACCCUGGUGAUUCGUCCUUCGGGCCCGCACCACCAGGGAACUCUGGCGCGCCCGCAUCCGCCGCCCUACCAGAGCAAGCCCACCACCGCCUCGGACCUGCAGAGCUCCGCCUCGCAUCCCAGCUCCAGUUCCUUUGGCUCCGACUCGAGCCCCAAUAGCAUUUGGCAUACAUCGACCCAACAGCAGCAGCAGCAGCAGCAUCAGCAGAAUCAGCAGAACCACUGGCAGAUGACCACCGAGCCGAGCUUUAUUACCAAGCCGCGACCCACCGGCUGGACCAAGCCCGGCAUCGUCAAUUUGCCAAUGCCCGCGCGACCCUCGAAGCCGUCGAAGCCCACAAAGAAACCGAUUGUCUACGACCGGACACCACCGCCUCCUCCUCCUCCUCUGCCUUCUUCUUCAGCUGCUGCUGCGUCCACCACCUCGACGACAGCAGCGUCGCUGAUUUGGAAUGGCCAGACGCAUCCCCCCCAGCCGCAUCGCCCCACCAGGCCGCAGCUGUCGCCGGGCACAUCAUUAGCCGCAUCCUCGGCUUGGCCAUCGCCAACCACCUCGACGACAACCUCAACGACGACGACGACCACCACUCGACGCACAACCACACCGGCCACCUCGACAAGGAAGAACACGACGAGCAAGCCCACCAGGCCCUACCAGCGGCCCACCACGGUGAUAACCAGCUCCUCGAGCUCCUCCAGCACCUCGGGCAAGACACCCACCACGACCACGACGACCAGGCCGAUGCCAAGCAGUUCCAGCAGCUCCAGCGGAGUCGUCACCAGCAGCCAGCGGCCCACGCACCGUCCGCCGGUUCUGGCCACCUCCGGCAUCGAGACCAACGAGAUAACGGACUCCUCCGCCUCCUCCUCCGCCGACUCCGGAGCCCUGGGCCAUGUGAAGACCAUUUCGGCGGCGCGCAGCGAGUGCGGAGUGCCGACGCUGGCGCGUCCCGAGACGCGGAUCGUGGGCGGCAAGAGCGCGCCCUUCGGUCGUUGGCCCUGGCAGGUGUCGGUGCGGCGCACCUCCUUCUUCGGCUUCUCCAGCACCCACCGCUGCGGUGGCGCUUUGAUCAACGAGAACUGGAUAGCCACCGCCGGACACUGCGUGGACGACCUGCUCAUCUCGCAGAUACGCAUCCGCGUGGGCGAGCACGACUUCUCGCAUGUGCAGGAGCAGCUGCCCUACAUCGAGCGCGGGGUGGCCCAGAAGGUGGUCCAUCCCAAGUACAGCUUCCUCACGUACGAGUACGACCUGGCGCUGGUCAAGCUGGAGCAGCCGCUCGAAUUCGCGCCGCAUGUCAGUCCCAUUUGCCUGCCCGAGACGGAGAGCCUUCUAAUUGGCAUGAACGCCACGGUCACCGGCUGGGGUCGCCUCAGCGAGGGCGGCACCCUGCCCUCCGUGCUCCAGGAGGUAUCCGUUCCAAUUGUGAGUAAUGACAAAUGCAAAUCGAUGUUUAUGCGCGCCGGUCGCCAGGAAUUUAUCCCGGACAUAUUCCUGUGUGCUGGAUACGAAUCAGGAGGCCAGGACUCCUGCCAGGGCGAUUCAGGCGGACCCCUUCAGGCCAAGUCGCAGGAUGGCCGCUUCUUCCUGGCAGGAAUCAUUUCCUGGGGCAUUGGCUGUGCCGAGGCCAAUUUGCCGGGAGUCUGUACGCGAAUCUCCAAGUUCACGCCCUGGAUUUUGGAGCAUGUCAGAUGAUGAUCAGUCCGGAAAUCACGGCGAUUAAGAUGACGAUGACAGCCCGACUCUUGUUAUUUGUUUUAAUUUAUCAGUUGUAUCUUUAAGUCUUGUGUGAUUUAUCUUAAAGGAAUGUUAAGCGUAGUUAGCUUCAAUUUAACAAUUUUAACAGCAUUGACCCCGACUUGGCCUUGUGGGCCACUGCCACGCCCCUAUCCGCACUCACACGCACGCACUUACCACACACACACACACACAGUCAAAGCCCACUAAGUUAGUCUAGCGAAAAUGUUAGCGCCUUAAGUUGUCUAACACGGAAAUCGAUCGGAUUUCGAAGGGAUUAUCUAUUUGUAAAUAGCUCAGAUCGGGGGAAGGGACUAGGGGGAUGGAGAGUCAUUUGCAUGUCCACAAGUUGUUGGUAUUUUAGUAUAGAAGUAUUUAACAAUUAACUAAAUCUAUAUUUAUUGUAAACAAAUGCAUGCAGACAUUCGAAAGUUGUUUGUAUCUUGCCCAAAGAACAAGUUUAUCUAUAGCGAUGCGAAAGCACCGAGCGCAAUAAAAGAUUACUGAAAAUAUUGUCCAAUAAAUAUGACAGACCAUUGGGGAACUGCUCCAGAGGAGAUACCCAUCUCCAUAAGAGCCCAUUUCCUCCUCAGCAAUUGUGGGCCCCCGAGGGCACUACGAAUUUGGCCAAAACCAUUCACACAAUUUGCAGUCAUCGCCAUGUUCGGCUGCGGGCCAUUGAAGAUGAUUGGCACAAUCGAUUUGCACGUGGGGAGAUGGGAGACAUCCGCAGUUGCCGCCGCCACUUUCCUCCGGAUUUCACUUUUCAACGGCUCACUGGCGUGACAU